Messenger RNA from Selaginella moellendorffii, 1607 nucleotides. Its product is annotated as cytochrome P450 716B2. Lineage: Eukaryota; Viridiplantae; Streptophyta; Lycopodiopsida; Selaginellales; Selaginellaceae. The record is from RefSeq and is a predicted model, not a curated record. Gene Ontology annotation, molecular function: oxidoreductase activity, acting on paired donors, with incorporation or reduction of molecular oxygen; heme binding; monooxygenase activity. The transcript has 3 exons. Gene Ontology annotation, biological process: sterol metabolic process. Bases 129 to 1544 code for a protein of 471 amino acids.
GAAAGGAGUUGUCUGGGCCGGAGCUUAAGAAAUGCGUUCUUAGUCAGUUUCCCACAUGGUUAGCUAUAGACAGUGGGCAAGAGCUUAAGAAGUUGAGCAUACUUAGAGAGAUAGCUCUAGGCGCAGUUAUGGUGCCUGUGCUGGUACUUUACCUUCUUUGCAUUGGGGCAGCAGCACUCGCGUAUCUCCAGCGAUGGAGAAGAUUCAAAGCGAUGGAUCUGCCUCCUGGGAGCCUGGGCCUUCCGCUACUUGGCGAGACCCUCCAGUUCAUACGAUACACCAAGAGCAACCGGCCCUGGGAGUUUAUCGAACAGCGGGAAGCCAAGUACGGUAAGAUCUUCAAGACCUCAUUGUUUGGCUCCCCAAUGGUGAUGGUCAGUCCUCCCCAAGGCAACAAGCUUGUCUUCUCAAACCACAACCUCUUGGUGGAGACUGCGUGGCCUAGCCCGAUGAAGACGCUGGUUGGAUCAAACGCCAUAAACUUCAUGUCUGGAGAGGAGGCCAAGAGCUUCCGUGACGUGCUCAUGACCUUUCUGAGUGCUCAAGCCGUCCAGAGCCAAGUUGUGCCUACGAGCAAUAUGAUUCAAGAUCACCUCCACAAGCACUGGAAGCAUGGGGAGACCGUGCUGGCUUAUUCUCUCAUCAAACAGGCUCUCUUCUCGGUCACCUGUUGUGCAUUCCUCAGCGUGAGUGAUGAAGAAGAACAGCUGGAGCUGCUCGAGCCGCUGGCCAAGAUCAUCAAGGGGCUCAUCUCCUUGCCGCUCGAUCUCCCCUGGACGAACUUCCACCACGCCAAGAAGGGCCGGGUGGAGCUCUACAAGAUGUUUGACAAGUAUAUCGCGCGGAGAAGGAUCGAGCUCGAGAAUGGGUCGUCUUCCCAGCAAGAUCUCCUGUCACUGCUUCUCAGCACCAAGCUCGACAAUGGCAAGCUCAUGAACGACGACCAGAUCAAAGACAACAUCCUAUCGCUGCUCUUCGCCGGCCAUGACACCAGUUCCAGCUCGCUAGCCAUGACCCUCAAGUGCCUGGCUCAAAAUCCAGCCUGCUACCAGGAACUUCGCAGAGAACACUUGGAUAUACUAUCAGCCAAGCAGCCUGGGGAGGAACUCAACCAGAACGACCUCCGCAAGAUGAAAUACACAUGGAUGGUCAUCCAGGAGACACUGCGAGUGAUGCCGACCGGGUUUGGCAUCCUUCGCAAAGCCCUCAAAGAUAUCGAGAUGGAUGGUUUCACCAUCCCAAAAGGCUGGCAGCUCUUAAUAUCGGGCUACCGGAGCUACAGAAAACCAGAGUUUUUUGCCGAGCCUUUCAAGUUUGAGCCAUCCCGAUUUGCAGAAGGCACGGGACCGGUUCCAUACACAUAUAUUCCAUUCGGUGGAGGACCCCGGAUUUGCCCGGGCAUCCAACUUGCGAAAAUGCAGGUGAUGGUGUUUCUUCACCACUUAGUCACAAGAUAUGAGUGGACCCUAGUGGAACCCGAUGAACCAGUUUCCUAUACCCCAGUUGCAAUGCCGACUAAAGGACUGCCAAUUAAGUUAAAGUAGAAAUACUCAAUGUAUAGACCUAAGUUAUUGCUAGUCAAUAAAGGUACAGUCUUAUUUUUUACU